CUCUCUACUUUUGGGCCUUGUUAAAACCCUCCUCUUUACCUUUCACUGAACGCAAAAGCGAGAAGCACAGCAAAAGCGACACCAAGAAGGAAGGAAGGAAGGGAGCGAUUGGUGUCGAUUAGAUUCUGAUAAAGAGCGUUAGGGGUGUUGUUUUUGGCAUCAACGUUUAAGGAGCUAAAGAGCUUACAGAUCUUUCUCUGCUUCUGAUUGAAACCCUAGGUGGCGAUACAAAAUGAGCCAGAAGUCGCUGAUCUACGCUUUCGUUGCUCGUGGAAACGUGGUUCUGGCUGAGUACACGGAAUUCAGUGGGAAUUUCAAUUCCAUAGCGUUUCAGUGCCUUCAGAAGCUCCCUGCGACCAACAACAAGUUCACUUACAAUUGCGAUGGCCAUACUUUCAAUUACCUCGUCGACAACGGCUACACAUAUUGUGUAGUUGCAGAUGAAUCAGUAGGAAGACAGGUACCAAUGGCUUUUCUGGAGCGUAUCAAGGAUGACUUUGUGUCAAAAUAUGGUAGUGGAAAGGCUGCUACAGCUCCUCCCAAUAGUCUAAACAAGGAAUUCGGGCCAAAAUUGAAGGAACAUAUGCAGUAUUGUAUUGAUCAUCCUGAAGAGAUAAAUAAGCUUGCAAAAGUGAAAGCCCAGGUUUCAGAAGUAAAAGGGGUUAUGAUGGAAAAUAUCGAAAAGGUUCUUGAUAGAGGGGAAAAGAUAGAGCUUCUGGUGGAUAAGACUGAGAACCUUCAUAAUCAGGCACAAGACUUUCGUAACACAGGAACGAAGAUGAGAAGGAAAAUGUGGCUACAGAACAUGAAGAUCAAGCUCAUUGUUUUGGGAAUAGUGAUUGCCUUGAUCCUCAUCAUCGUGCUCUCUGUUUGCAAAGGGUUCAACUGUGGGAAGUAAAAUGCGGUUCUUGAAGAGGAUUUCAAAACAAAUGCCUUUGAAGCAGUUAUCAAGUAUAUUUUGUGGCUUUGUAUGUAGAAGAAAUUUAGCUAUAUGGAUAUUUGAUACAGAAUGAAUUGUUGUUGCAUUCUACUGAACCACGAUAAGCCUUUAUUAUAUUGUGAGAUUGCUUUUGCAGAGAUAAAACUUCAGUUUUUCCUUUUUAAGCAUGGUUCGAGUUACACUACUUGCAAGCGAUUGUGUUAAAUUUAUGAGGUGCUUCAAAUCUUUUGGAGUC
Messenger RNA from Tripterygium wilfordii, 1175 nucleotides. RefSeq names its product vesicle-associated membrane protein 722-like. The transcript is spliced from 5 exons. The record is from RefSeq and is a predicted model, not a curated record. Gene Ontology annotation, biological process: vesicle-mediated transport. Gene Ontology annotation, cellular component: membrane. Lineage: Eukaryota; Viridiplantae; Streptophyta; Magnoliopsida; Celastrales; Celastraceae. Bases 233 to 898 code for a protein of 221 amino acids.